This is a messenger RNA of Cordyceps militaris CM01, 1521 nucleotides long. RefSeq names its product sugar transporter, putative. Gene Ontology annotation, molecular function: carbohydrate:proton symporter activity. The coding region runs from base 1 to 1521 and encodes 506 amino acids. Lineage: Eukaryota; Fungi; Ascomycota; Sordariomycetes; Hypocreales; Cordycipitaceae. Gene Ontology annotation, cellular component: membrane. The transcript has 6 exons. The record is from RefSeq and is a predicted model, not a curated record. Gene Ontology annotation, biological process: transmembrane transport; carbohydrate transport.
AUGGUUCCCAAGAUCACAAACCUCUACGCCAUCUGCGGCCUCUGCACCCUUGGUGGCUUACUGCAGGGCUUUGGCGUCUCGUCCCUCUCGGCCAUUUUAGCAACAUGGCAGUACAAGGACUAUUUCGACAACCCAGAGUCGGUCACUCAAGGUGGCAUCAUGGCUUCGUUGGCUGGCGGAUGCUUGCUUGGUGCGCUCGUCUCGUCGUAUAUUGGCGAUCACAUAGGUCGUCGAGACUCCAUGAUGAUUGCCUGCGUUAUAUUUAUUGCAGGUUCCAUCGUCAUGUGCGCUGUUCAAGACAAAUCUAUGCUCAUCGUCGCUCGAAUCAUCAAUGGCUCCGGCGUUGGCCUACUCACCAGUCAAGGUCCCAUUUACAUUGCGGAAAUGAGCCCGUCUAAUAUGCGAGGUCGGCUCAUCGCCAUGCAACAAUGGAUGAUAACUUGGGGCAUCCUCAUCAUGUAUUAUGUCUCGUACGGAGCCUCCCGCAUCGACUCUACUGUCGCUUUUCGGCUCCCGUGGGGCCUGCAGAUUGUUCCUGCCCUGACCCUACUCUGUUGUCUACCCAUGAUGCCGAGAUCUCCACGAUGGCUCGCUACCAAGGGUCGCUGGGAUGAGGCACUGGAAGUGUUGGCCAUGGUUCGCGCCAAGGGUGACAAAAGCGACCCGAAUACUCUUUCUGAGUUGCAAGAUAUCAAGGACAGAGUUGAGCAAGAAAAUAGUUACAAGUCUACCUCUUGGGGCGAGUUGUUCAACCGCCGCAACAUUAUCCGCCUCCAUGUCGCCUGCUUCACCCACAUUUGGUCGCAGUACAGUGGUGUCAACGCUUUGAUGUACUACAUUGUCUACAUUUUUCAGAUGGCCGGACUUUCGGGCACCACAAACCUCACCAUUUCCAGUAUUCAAUACGUCAUCAACGUUGUCAUGACAGUGCCGACGCUGCUAUAUUCUGACAGAUUUCCCCGUCGCAAGGUCAUGAUGACUGGCAGUCUCCUCAUGGCCAUCUUGCAUUUCACCAUGGCCGCCGUCAUGGCUACCAACGGCCACCCCGUCCCCGGCGGACUCGAAGGCACGCCAACUGUUACCUGGACACUCUACGCUGGCCGCGCGAGCCAGGCUAUUAUCGCCUGCAGUUACAUCUUCACCGCCACAUAUGCUUUGACCUGGGGACCUAUGGGCUGGAUAUACCCCUCGGAAAUUAUUCCGCUCUACAUUCGAUCAAAGGCCGUGUCGUUGGCCACUCUCUUCAACUGGGGAUGCAACUUCAGCCUGACCUUUUUUACUCCGACGGCAUUCCGCAAUAUACAGUGGCGAUUUUACAUUAUUUUCGGGUCAUUUUGCGUUGGCGCCUUUGUUCACGUCUUUUUCUUCUUUCAAGAGACACAGGGCCGAUCUUUGGAGGAAAUGAAUGACAUUUUUGACAACAAUACCUUUGCCUUUGGAAAGAUUCGAAACGACAGCCACGAUUUCCGAAAGCGCACCAACUAUGAUACCACAGGGCGCGUGCCGACUGCAAAUCUAUGA